Molecule: messenger RNA, 600 nt
Organism: Blastomyces dermatitidis ER-3
Lineage: Eukaryota; Fungi; Ascomycota; Eurotiomycetes; Onygenales; Ajellomycetaceae
Exons: 1
Coding region: 134-328 (64 amino acids)
Source: RefSeq, a predicted model, not a curated record
GCGGAAGCAGCUUUUUAUCUCAAACGUAGCUAAACCCAACCUUGCUGGUAAAAUAAUGAUUGUUAUGGCAUCGAAUACUCUUCCUAACCAGCUUAUUUAGGCGUAAACACCAAAUCUUGCUCGGAUUCUACACAUGUAUAAAAACAUGGAGCCUGUCAUUCGCGCCAAUUUAAAUCCUGCCUCCACCUUAAAUUUCUCGAAGCGAGCUGAAAGAAACCCGCCGGCGCGGAGAGAAAUUCCUUCCUGGAACAGCAAUGGUGGAGAGGAAGGGUUCAAACGAGAAAGGGGCGAUGAGAAACAGUUUUCAACCACUGGGACGCCAUCAUGAACAGAAAUGUGACAGAGUAGGAUUCCAAUCCUACUCGUGGUGCAUACGAUGAUAAUAGGGCAAGGAGGAGCUUGUCUUACCAGCAUCAGCGAGAGUAACGCAGGGGACUUAUAGUAUCCACACUUGGAAAUAUUUCAACUGGAAUAUUCAACACCUCACCAUCGACUUCUUUUCCCAAAGUGCUUACACCAGCGAUUUGAAUCUUGAUGGAAUGGAAUGCUACCCCCAUGUGUAGAUAGAGAACCUUUGGCCCUCACCACGCAUCCCUUCAU